Molecule: messenger RNA, 1090 nt
Organism: Papilio machaon (common yellow swallowtail)
Lineage: Eukaryota; Metazoa; Arthropoda; Insecta; Lepidoptera; Papilionidae
Product: mitochondrial nicotinamide adenine dinucleotide transporter SLC25A51
Exons: 3
Coding region: 194-1090 (298 amino acids)
Source: RefSeq, a predicted model, not a curated record
UUUGUUUUAAACUAUGUUAUAAAUAAGUUACUUUAUUUUUAAUUUGACUCUAUUUAUUCAUGGAAAAGUUGGAAACAAGACAAAUAUCAUUUAAUUGAAAAUGUCCAAUUUACGCCCUAGUGUUACGUACACCUAGGCUAAAAAGGAGGAUGGAAAUGUUGAAAUAAUGCCUUAAGCCAUCCAAUUUAAGAUUAUGAAUGAAACACAGCUUUUAGAAAGAAGCUGUGUUGUUGAGGGCAGCAUCACAAUGCCAGCUUCGGAAAAGAAUGCCAGCACACAUUGGAAGGAGUUUGCUUGUGGUGGAGGAUCAGCUUUUUGCAAUAUUCUGAUUAGUUACCCACUUAAUAAACUUAUAUUUAGACAGAUGAUGCAUGGAGUAGAAGCAACAUUGGCAUUAAAUCAAUUGCAAAAGGAGGGAUUAACAUUUUUAUACAGGGGAAUGCUUCCCCCGCUAUUACAGAGGUCAAUCUCUAUGUCUCUCAUGUUUGGUGUAUACGAUGAGUGCCUCCAACCCUUACUGCAUCACAAAGUCAACCCUUAUGUUGCCAAAUCUAUAGCUGGAAUGGUGGCAGGUUGCUUUGAAGCAACACUUAUGCCAUUCGAAAGACUACAAACAUUGCUGAUUCAUCCCAAAUUCCAUAAGGAGUUCAAAAAUACUGCUCAUGCAGGCCGUCAUAUUGCCAAAUAUUAUGGUAUUAAGGAAUUUUACAGAGGGCUUGUACCAAUUCUCUUCAGAAACGGCCCAUCUAAUGCUUUGUUCUUUAUCAUUAGAGAUGAAGUUCAACUGCGGAUGCCACGGCAAGAGUACAUUUUGUAUGAAAGUCUUCAGAAUUUUUUAGCGGGAGCUUCAAUUGGUGCAUUCCUCAGUACAUUGUUUUAUCCCUUGAACGUUAUAAAAAUAGCUAUGCAAUGUGAACUAGGUGGUCCUCAUAGAACAAUUACCUAUGAGUUCAAAUAUAUAUUACAUAAGCGAGGAUCAAAAUUUGCUAAUUUCUAUCAUGGAGCCCUUCUUAAUAUAUCAAGAGCAUUUUUAAGUUGGGGCAUUAUAAAUGCCUCUUAUGAAAUUUUUAGGAAAAUUUUAUACGCCUAG